This is a messenger RNA of Eimeria necatrix, 2151 nucleotides long. RefSeq lists its product as hypothetical. The transcript is spliced from 4 exons. The coding region runs from base 1 to 2151 and encodes 716 amino acids. Lineage: Eukaryota; Apicomplexa; Conoidasida; Eucoccidiorida; Eimeriidae. The record is from RefSeq and is a predicted model, not a curated record.
AUGAGGGUCUGGCUGGGGGCCCCCGGGCCCCACAGGAGGGCCCCACUUGGGGGCCCCCCCUGGCGCCUAUUGCUGCUGCAGUACCCUAAUGGCUCUUCUGUACCCUUGGGGGGCCCCCGGGGGCCCCCCUCUGAGCCAAAGGGGCCCCCCGUCGCAGCAAGCUGCUGCACCUGCCUCAGCAGCAGCAGCAGCAGCAGCAGCAGCAGCAGGGCAAAGAGCAGCAGCGGGAGCAGGAGCGGGUUGGGCGCCGUAUCUCGCCGCCCUUUCAGCAGCAGCAGCAGCAGCAGCAGCAGCAGCAGCAGCAGCAGCAGCAGCAGCAGCAGGCUUGUGGUGUUUGGCCAGCUGCGGGGCCGCUGGUUUGCUGCUUAUAAACCCCCCGGCUGGUCUGUGGGGCCCCACAGGGGGGCCCCCAGUCUGUGGGGGGCCCUGCGGGAUUCGCUGCUGCGGCAGUCCUUAUGUGCUUCGGAGGCAGCAGCAGCAGCAGCAGCAGCAGCAGCAGCGGGCCCCGGCGCAGCAGCAGCAGCAGCAGCAGCAACGCUCGAAGCUGCUGCAGCAAAAGGCCUCUUCUUCCCCUUGCCCGAGCUGCCGCUGCAGGCCCAGGGACUUGUCUUAGUUGCUACAGAUGAAGCAGCAAAUUUGUCUUUUCGUCGUCUCUUUUCAAGGGGACAAAUCCAUCAAGAAUAUCAUGUCCUUACAGACAUUUCCAAAGUCACUUCAAGACCCCUUGAGGCCCCCCUUGGGGGGCCCCCCGAAGGGCCCCCCGAGGGGCCCCCCGAGGGGCCCCCCGAGGGGCCCCCCGAGGGGCCCCCCGAGGGGCCCCCCGUGGGGCCCCUGAUGGGUCUCCCCUACUUCAGCCCGCCCCCCAUUGCCUGGCAGCACCGGUGGGGCCCCCAGCAGCAGCAGCAGCAGCAGCAGCAGCAGCAGCAGCAGCAGCAGCAGCAGCAGCAAAGGGCCCUCCGCCGGCGCAGGGGGGCCCCCUGGCUGCCUGCAAGCUGCUGCCUCUCCUUGGGGGCCCCCUGGGGGCCCCCCCAAACCCUAGAAGAGGGUUUGGGGCCCCUGCUGCAGCAAGGGUUUUUGUGCAGCGAAUUGGCCCGGGGGCCCCACCAGCUGAGAAGGGGGGCCCCCCUAGCAGCAGAAGUCCAGGGGGGCCCCCCUGGACCCCAGCAGCAACUAAGGGGGCCCUUGGGGGCCCCCCAAGGGGCCCCCCAAGGGGCCCCCCAAGGGGCCCCCCAAGGGGCCCCCCAAGGGGCCCCUCAAGGGGCCCCCCAAGGGGCCCCUCAAGGGGGCCCCCAAGGGGCCCCUCAAGGGGCCCCCCAGGGGGGCCCCCCGAGCGGAAGAGAGGCGCGGCAGUUUGCUGCUGGGGUGUCUGUACCCUCUGCGCUAAGCUGCUGGGUUGCCAAGAGCCGCGCUCUGGCCGUGGGGGCCCCCCGCUGGGGGCCCCCCGGGCGCCCCAGCAAAGUCUUUUAUUCCCUUUUGGGUUUGGGGCCCCAGGGGCUGGGCCUGGGGGGCCCCCCAGGGGGGCCCCCCAGGCUUUGUGGCCUCUACAGGGUCACCUGUGGGGGCCCCCAGGAGAUCCGGGUGCAGUUUGCUGCUGCCGGCUGUCCUAUUGCGAACGACGAAACAUACAGCAGCAGCAGCAGCAGCAGCAGCAGCAGCGGCAGCAGCAGCAGCAGCAGCAGCUGCAGCAGCAGCAGCAGCAGCAUCCCUGAAGACCCGUAUGGGUACCAGACUGUGGACCUCGAGCAGCAGCAGGAAGACCCUCCACUGGCAGAGACGGAGGCUGCUGCUGCUGCUGCAGAGCCGUUCCCUUGUGCUUUUACUAUCACGCGGGCAGCAGGGCAGCAGCAUGAGCAGCAGCAGCAGCAGCAGCAGCAGCAGGAAAUGAUGCAAGAGGAGUUUGCUGCAGCAGCAGCUGAGACUGCGUUUGAGGGAGACCCAUGCAGCAGCACUGACGUCGUCACCGUCAGCAGCAGCAGCAGCAGCAGCAGCAGCAGCAGCAGCAGCAGCAGCAGCAGCAGCAGCAGCGACGCAAUUCCCCGCUGCAGCUCUUUGGGCCUUCAACUUUGUUACUUGUCUUUUCCAGACCCUUUAAACCCAAACUCAGGCAGCAGAUUUGAAAUUGCUGUUGACAAGCCUGCGGACUGGCUCUGA